Blepharisma stoltei is the source of this 1177-nucleotide messenger RNA. The record is from the annotation of a GenBank genome assembly. Lineage: Eukaryota; Ciliophora; Heterotrichea; Heterotrichida; Blepharismidae.
AUGUUCGAAGAGGCUAUUAGACCAGUCGAAAUCGGUAAUAAAGUAUUGCCUUCAGUGAUUUGUCCUCUAUUAGCAAGUAAUCCAAAGAUUAAAAACAGUGUACAAUGCGAGGACUGUAAUCUAGUUUUCAGGUCUACAAGAGACCUAAAUAUCCAUCUAAAUUUUACAGGCAAGAUAGAAGAUUAUGCCCAACAGGCAGAAUAUCUCAAUUAUUAAAUAUAGAUUCAGGAUAUGUAGCCUCAAGUGCAUAUUUAAUUAUAUCCGGCAAGUUUGCUAACCCAGAAAAUUGACAGCAAUGCUAGGUAUAGAAGUUUCCUAUGUUUGGCGCUGUAAGGCCGAUAAAUUCUGAUCGGAAUUUAUCGGUAGGUUGCACCAAAAUCAAUGCCUUGGUCGGACCAAAAAGCGAUUUGGUCCGACGAACUUGGAAAGCUCCUGGGAAAAUGUCUGCGCUUUUAGCGCUAUAUAGAGGAAACCUCUAUAAGUAAUUCCAGCAGUUUAUGGAGCCUAGCCCUAGCCCUGCUAUCAUAAUUAGAUUAUAUCCAUGGAAAAGGGAAGCAUGGAGUUGGCUCAGUAAAGUCUAUUUAGGCCAGUUGGGCAGCUCUCUAAGAUUAAACCAGGAGUUAGGCGAGUUUCAAGUUUUCCUUUUUGUCGAGAGCAGUUAAGAAAAUCCUUGCUUUUGAAUUUUCCAUGCAGGCAGCUCACGUGCAUUAAAGAAAGUAGUCAUCCAUGACAUAAAAAAUAUCUUAUAGCAUCAUCUUAAACAUUUAGCUGUGAUCAACGCAGGCUGGCCGGUGGUCUGAAGCCCCUUACGUACAAGAAAGGUAAAAAGUUCCGUAGUCGAUAUAAAGUAAUUAAUAUAAAAACAGAAUCUCUUAAAGAUCCCAGCACAUCGUCUUCAAGUGAAUUCUUUUCACUUGGAAAAUAUUUCUGUGCUGAGUGCAAAAUUAUGUUCAAGUCUUUAAAAGGGAAAAAGCAGCAUAUAGGGAAGGUUCAUAAGACCAAAUACAAGCAUUCGAGGUGCCCGACAUGCAAUAAAAAAUUCAGAAAUAAGUAUGCAGUGAGGUUCCAUGUUAAACAAGUUCACGAUAAAUCGACUAGAGCUCGUUGCCCAAACUGCCAGAAAGAAUUUUAUAACAAAUAUCUUAUUACUUCUCACUUGGCGAAGUGCCAAGUCUAA